This is a messenger RNA of Ochotona princeps (American pika), 520 nucleotides long. RefSeq names its product cytochrome c oxidase subunit 6C. The record is from RefSeq and is a predicted model, not a curated record. Bases 159 to 386 code for a protein of 75 amino acids. Lineage: Eukaryota; Metazoa; Chordata; Mammalia; Lagomorpha; Ochotonidae. The transcript has 4 exons. Gene Ontology annotation, biological process: mitochondrial electron transport, cytochrome c to oxygen.
AGAACGACAGGAAGCGCGCGAGGUUUGGACUCCUUCGGCUGCCGUCGCCGGAUCCUCGCGCGCGCACGCCGCUUGCGCGCCUGCGCCCCGCCGGUGCGCCGUCCAUUGCUCUGGCGACCGGGAAGGACGUUGGUGCUGAGGUGGGACAGUCCACCACCAUGGCGCCCAGUGCUUUGGCGAAGCCUCAGAUGCGGGGCCUGCUAGCCCGUCGCCUGCGAGUUCACAUCGUCGGAGCCUUUGUAGCGGCCCUGAGCGCCGCGGCUCUGUAUAAGUUUGCUGUGGCUGAGCCGAGGAAGAAGGCAUAUGCAGAUUUCUACAGGAAUUAUGACUCCAUGAAGGAUUUUGAAGAGAUGAAGAGGGCUGGCAUCUUCCAGAGCACAAAGUGACUGGGAAUGGAAAGCAUUGCUUUGGACUGAAUUCUUUCGAAGUUUGUCACUGACCUGUGUUCCUGAACUAUGAAACAUUAAACGUGGAAUAAGGAAUAAUCUGUUGAUAAAUAAAUAAAUACUCUGGACAGUAA